GAGUAGAAGAAACAUAGUGCAGGGUAACAGAAACAUAUAGUCCACCACUUAUUACAGUGAACAUUGAUGGAGAGACCAUUCCCCCAUCUCUGAGGCAGUAGGUAGGCAGCAAAGGCACAUGCCUGAUGCCCCUCCACCCCCCCAUCCAUCCCUAUCAUUAUAAAUACACGCACUCUACCCCCUGUUAUCUCUUCCAUUUCAGCGCACACAAACAACUACCUCGAUUCUUCUAAAUAUCUUUUCUCUUUCAUUUACUGCCUAAUUUAAUCUCUUCUCUCUCUCUCUCUCUCUCUCUCGUUUUUUCAACCCAAAUAUUUGAGAGAGAAGAUGGCGGAGGAAGUGCAAAUGCACAGUGGCAGUAGUAGUGGCAGCGACGCCGUUUCUGGACCGAUUCGCAGAGUCCUCCUCAUAUCCGCCGGCGCUAGUCACUCCGUCGCUCUCCUCUCUGGUAGUGUUGUUUGCUCUUGGGGAAGGGGAGAAGAUGGACAGUUGGGCCAUGGAGAUGCCGAAGAUCGAUUUUCUCCUACUCAGUUGAGUGCACUGGAUGGUCACGAAAUAGUAUCUGUUACUAGUGGGGCUGACCAUACAACUGCAUAUUCCGAAUCGCAAUUGCAAGUAUACAGCUGGGGAUGGGGUGAUUUUGGGAGGUUAGGUCAUGGAAACUCUAGUGACUUGUUUACUCCGCAACCAAUAAAAGCCUUACAAGGCCUGCGCAUUAAGCAAAUUGCUUGUGGGGACAGCCAUUGUUUAGCAGUGACUAUGGAAGGCGAGGUUCAAAGUUGGGGAAGGAAUCAAAAUGGUCAACUAGGACUUGGGAACACAGAGGAUUCUCUUGUACCCCGGAAGAUUGAAGCUUUCCAGGGAAUAUCAGUGAAAAUGGUUGCUGCUGGUGCUGAGCAUACGGCAGCUGUAACAGAAGAUGGUGAGCUUUAUGGUUGGGGCUGGGGUAGAUACGGUAAUUUGGGUUUAGGCGACAGAGAUGACCGCUUAGUCCCAGGGAAAGUUUCAACCAUUCAGGGAGAAAAGAUGGUCCUGGUUGCAUGUGGAUGGCGACAUACAAUAUCCGUCUCCUCUUCUGGUAGUAUUUAUACUUAUGGGUGGAGCAAAUAUGGCCAACUUGGACAUGGGGAUUUUGAGGACCACCUAAUUCCUCAGAAGCUUGAAGCUUUGCGUGAACAUCGUAUAUCUCAAAUUUCUGGUGGUUGGAGACAUACAAUGGCAGUGACAGCUGAUGGAAAACUUUAUGGCUGGGGCUGGAAUAAGUUCGGACAAGUUGGUGUUGGCAACAAUGUUGAUCAUUGCUCACCUGUGCAAGUCAAAUUUCCACUUGACCAGAAAGUAGUGAAUAUAUCGUGUGGUUGGAGGCAUACGCUUGCUGUCACCGAAAGGCAAAAUGUCUUUUCAUGGGGAAGAGGUACAAAUGGUCAACUCGGCCAUGGUGACUCUGUUGACCGAAACAUUCCGAAGAUUAUAGAGGCAUUAAGUAUGGAUGGAUCAAGCGGGCAGCACAUAGAGGCAUCCAAAGUCGACGUAUCAUCAGAAAAAGCUUGGGUUUCCCCCACUGAGAGAUAUGCAGUUGUCCCGAAUGAGAAUUCGGCCGAGCCGUUUGGCCACAAUGGGAAUGACGUUAACGUCCCUGAGACCGAUGUAAAGAGAAUAAAGAUAUAAGGUACAAUGUCUCUUGAAGAAAACUAUCACUGAUUGUGCAUCCUGGCGCGGUUGAAGGAUACAAUGUGUUCAUGCUGAUCAUCAGUCGUACAUAAGUUGAACUGUCUGGAGGUAGAUUCUAUCCUGAACGUGUACCGAUUAGUUGAGGUAAAGAACUUGUCAAGUUGGAGUGAGAUCUUUCUAGGCGCUGGAGGGGAAACAAACAUCAUGUUAUGAACAGUUCUAUGUAUUCAUCCUGUUUAAUGUCAGAUUCUAUCUUGCUCAUGCUG
Molecule: messenger RNA, 1937 nt
Organism: Sesamum indicum (sesame)
Lineage: Eukaryota; Viridiplantae; Streptophyta; Magnoliopsida; Lamiales; Pedaliaceae
Gene: UVR8
Product: Regulator of chromosome condensation (RCC1) family protein
Source: RefSeq, a predicted model, not a curated record